Notolabrus celidotus (New Zealand spotty) is the source of this 2880-nucleotide messenger RNA. RefSeq names its product ribonucleoside-diphosphate reductase large subunit-like. Gene Ontology annotation, molecular function: ribonucleoside-diphosphate reductase activity, thioredoxin disulfide as acceptor; ATP binding. Gene Ontology annotation, biological process: deoxyribonucleotide biosynthetic process; DNA replication. Gene Ontology annotation, cellular component: ribonucleoside-diphosphate reductase complex. The transcript is spliced from 19 exons. The record is from RefSeq and is a predicted model, not a curated record. The coding region runs from base 162 to 2543 and encodes 793 amino acids. Lineage: Eukaryota; Metazoa; Chordata; Actinopteri; Labriformes; Labridae.
UGGCUUGUUGGCGCCCAGUUUGAGAUUCAACUGUGUCCGUCGGUGUUGUAUUCUGCUAUUACAACUUAAUUUCACAGUCAUUUAACUCAUUUAAAGUGUCCGGCUGAGAGGAGAACAUUAUUUACUUCUGAGUUAAGGAAACCAACUACUCUGUUGCCAAUAUGCACGUGAUAAAGCGAGACGGACGCCAGGAGGGUAUUACUUUUGAUAAAAUCACAAGCCGCAUCCAGAAGCUUUGCUAUGGACUCAACAGUGAAUUUGUGGACUCUACUCAGAUCACAAUGAAGGUGGUCCAGGGUCUGUACAGCGGAGUCACCACUGUAGAGUUGGACACUCUGGCUGCAGAGACUGCUGCCACCCUGACCACCAAGCAUCCCGACUAUGCAAUCCUGGCUGCACGCAUUGCUGUGUCUAACCUGCACAAGGAGACCAAAAAAGUGUUCACUGAUGUGAUGGAAGACCUGUACAACUAUGUGAACCCAUUAAACAAGAAACACUCUCCUAUGAUCUCCAAGAAGUUGCUUGACAUUGUUCUUGAAAACAAGGCUCGCCUCAACUCAGCUAUAAUCUACGACCGAGACUUCUCUUACAACUUCUUCGGCUUUAAGACUCUGGAGCGGUCUUAUUUGUUGAAGAUUAAUGGAAAAGUUGCUGAAAGACCCCAGCACAUGCUGAUGAGAGUUGCGGUUGGAGUUCAUGAAAGAGACAUUGAUGCAGCCAUUGAGACCUACAACUUGCUGUCAGAGAAGUGGUUCACCCAUGCUUCACCCACUUUGUUCAAUGCUGGCACAAACAGGCCACAGCUGUCCAGUUGUUUCUUGCUGACCAUGAAAGACGACAGCAUUGAAGGUAUAUACGACACGCUGAAGCAGUGUGCCCUCAUCUCCAAAUCAGCUGGAGGUAUCGGACUGGCGGUUAGCUGCAUCAGAUCAACAGGCAGCUACAUUGCUGGGACUAAUGGCUGCUCUAACGGCCUGGUCCCGAUGCUUCGUGUGUACAACAACACAGCACGUUAUGUUGACCAGGGUGGCAACAAGAGACCUGGGGCCUUUGCUGUGUACCUGGAGCCGUGGCACUCCGAUGUGUUUGACUUCUUAGAGUUGAAGAAGAACACAGGUAAAGAGGAGCAGAGGGCCAGAGACUUGUUCUUUGCCAUGUGGAUCCCAGACCUCUUUAUGAAGCGAGUGGAAAGCAAUCAGGACUGGUCUCUCAUGUGUCCAAAUGAGUGUCCCGGGUUAGAGGACUGCUGGGGAGAAGAGUUUGAGGAGCUCUACACUCGAUAUGAGACAGAGGGCAGAGCUAAGCGUGUGGUGAAGUCUCAGCAGGUGUGGUACGCCAUCAUUGAGUCUCAGACAGAAACUGGCACACCGUAUAUGCUCUACAAAGAUGCCUGCAACAGGAAGAGUAACCAACAGAAUCUGGGCACCAUCAAAUCCAGUAACCUGUGCACAGAGAUUGUCGAGUACACAAGCAAAGAUGAGGUUGCAGUGUGUAACCUGGCAUCCGUUGCCCUCAACAUGUACGUCACUCCGGAGAAGACCUUUGAUUUCAAAAAGCUUGCAUCUGUCACCAAAGUCAUCGUCAAAAACCUUAACAAAAUAAUAGAGAUCAACUAUUACCCAGUACCUCAGGCUGAAAGGUCUAACAAGCGUCACAGGCCGAUUGGAAUCGGUGUGCAGGGUCUGGCUGAUGCCUUCAUCCUCAUGCGUUACCCGUUUGAAAGCCCAGAGGCCCAGCUGCUCAACAUUCACAUCUUUGAGACCAUCUACUACGCUGCCCUGGAGGCCAGCUGUGAGCUGGCAGCAGAGCUGGGCCCGUAUGAAACAUACCCUGGCUCUCCUGUUAGCAAAGGAAUCCUUCAGUACGACAUGUGGAAAACAACUCCAACAGAUUUAUGCGACUGGAAAGCAUUGAAGGGGAAAAUUGCCAAACACGGUGUGAGGAACAGUCUGCUCCUGGCCCCCAUGCCCACUGCUUCCACGGCCCAGAUCCUCGGCAACAACGAGUCCAUUGAGGCCUACACCAGCAACAUCUACACCCGCAGGGUGCUCUCUGGAGAGUUUCAGAUUGUGAAUCCUCACCUCCUGAAGGACCUCACAGAAAGAGGACUGUGGAGUGACGAGAUGAAGAACCAGCUGAUUGCUCAGAACGGAUCCAUACAGGACAUUGCAGAGAUCCCUGAUGAUCUGAAGGAGCUGUAUAAAACAGUGUGGGAAAUCUCUCAGAAGACUGUCCUGAAGAUGGCAGCAGAUCGCGGUGCUUACAUUGACCAGAGCCAGUCUCUUAACAUCCACAUUGCUGAACCAAACUAUGGCAAACUGACCAGCAUGCACUUCUAUGGUUGGAAGCUUGGCCUAAAAACUGGUAUGUACUACCUGCGGACGAAGCCUGCCGCCAACCCCAUCCAGUUCACCCUGAAUAAAGAGAAAUUAAAAGAGGCUCAGACAGACAGGAGUGAGGAAGAGGAGACCAAAGAGCGUAAUACUGCUGCCAUGGUCUGUUCUUUGGAAAACAAAGAUGAGUGCUUGAUGUGUGGUUCCUAGAUGAAGUCCUUUUCACUCAGACGGACACACUUCCACUUCUCCACAAGCUUCCCUAUAAUAUUGUAUUUUGUAAACUGUUGUUUUUAUUGUAAAUGAUUUUGUAAUAAGUUUUUUUUACACAUGCCGCUGUCGCCUAAGCACAUAUCUUGCCAGUCUGUAUUUAAUAUUUCCUGUAUUUUUAUCAUGGUGUGUUUUAUGCACGUCUGUAUAGAAUUUAUAGGGUACAAUAAAUCAUAAUCUGCCCUUUUUUAUUCAUAGUUUUGUAAAGUGUGGGUCACAUAAAUGAAAUUUGUGUUGGUGUUUGAAAUGUAUGAGAUAUUAAAUAGUUUUACAAUGA